Boleophthalmus pectinirostris (great blue-spotted mudskipper) is the source of this 1637-nucleotide messenger RNA. Its product is annotated as GRAM domain-containing protein 2B-like. The transcript is spliced from 14 exons. The record is from RefSeq and is a predicted model, not a curated record. NCBI's taxonomy places the organism in Eukaryota, Metazoa, Chordata, Actinopteri, Gobiiformes, Gobiidae. Bases 128 to 1357 code for a protein of 409 amino acids.
UCGAGCGACCUGGCCAACUUUUUCCGUAGUUGGUUUUCCUUAAACUUCUCCAUUUUAUGUGGGGUAAUAACAAAAGAGACACGCAAAUGGGCACUGCAACACGUAUAAAAUGUGAAGCAAAGUACUAAUGGCCGACCAACCGGACCGACCCGUGACCCCGUUAUCUUGCCCGGAGCAACUUCCUUUCAAAGACUCCCGAGGGAACCGGCGGCCCACGUGCGAGGUGGAGAAUGGCGGUGAGAGGAGACCGCGGAGGAGAGGGCAAUGUGAAACAAACCUCCAGAUCCUGUUGGACAUAGGUCCAGUAUCUUCAGACAGCAAGAAAAAAAAUCCUGUGAUGAGAUCGAAACCAGUGGAGCCACAUUUGCCCAUGCUCAGUGCAGUGGACGAUGAAAUAAAGUUUGACAGAAAAAAAUCUCAACCCAGCCAGCUUUCAAAGACAAAUGCACAGUACCAUAAGUUAUUUAAAGAAGUAAGCAAAGAUGAACCACUCAGGCAAAGUUAUACAUGUGCUCUUCAAAGAGAUAUUUUAUACCAAGGAAAAAUGUUUGUCUCUGACAACUGGAUCUGUUUUCACUCCAAAGUUUUUGGCAGAGAUACUAAGAUUGCUAUCCCUGUUUUAUCUGUCACAUUUCUCAAGAAAACAAAGACCGCUCUACUAGUGCCCAAUGCCCUUGUGAUAGAAACUGCACAUGAACAGCAUGUCUUUGUGUCUUUCUUGUCACGUAACACAACAUUUAAACUCCUGAAGUCCAUAUGCAACCAUCUGGAGGUGGACAAGGUGUGUUGCAGCCCAGUUAUUUCCUGCCCCUCACCUCUUCCUCUGGAUUUUUCGGGAGACUUAUCAGACUUGGAUGGAGUUGUGCAGCAGCGGCGUCAGGAAAUGAUGGAGAGUAGCAGCUCUGGAUCACAGACUCCGGACUCUGAUAAAAUGACUGAAUUUCCUGUUCUUCAAGACUCUUUCUUAAGUGCAGUGAAGAGUGGUGACGUCUCAGUUCAUGCAGAUAUUCACCUUCAAUCUCAAAGCCAAAAACAUGGAGCUACAUUAAAAAACAGUUCUCCCAAGACAGGACGGCCCAUGCCCCAUAACUCGAAAUUCUCUCAGCAUGUGCCAUUAAAUGCCAUUCUUUUCAUGUAUUUAUUUUUAGUAAGUGUCCUUGUCCUCUCAUCCUGUUACAUGGCAUUUAAGAUUGUGGCUCUUGAGCAUCGCUUGAAUUCCUUGUUGUCAGUGGGAGAGCGUAUUCCCCACAAACCACAGGAUGACAUGAGUGCUGAAAUAUAUGGGGAGCUUUCUACAAAUUUGUUCAAGUUAGAAAAGAUUCAAAGAAACCUCCAGAAGCUGCUUGAUGAAACAUGACACUUCACUGUGUAGACUGCAGACUACUGUUUAAGAUUUUUAUUGUCUUUUUAGACAUAAUUAGGAUGACAGCCUUUUAAACUACAGUCAGUUGUAAAUGUGCAAGAUAAGGAUUUCCCGUCAUUCCCUAAAAACUUGCUGGUCUCCAAAAGAGGUUUGUUGUGCGAUUGUUUUAACAUUGAUAUUCUAACAUAUGUGAACAUUUUAUAAUGUACAGUUGAAAAUCUGUUUCUAAUGCUUAAAAGGUCAAUAUACAGUUUUUUGUUUUUUUUUACAACAA